AUGGAUGUUCCAAAUCAUUCUGCACCUUUCUAUCUUCCCCGCGUUCCCCACGUUCACAAAAAGUGUCCAGAAGCUUCCUCACCAACCUCAACACCUUUCUAUCUUCUUCAGCAUCUUUCUAUCUUCUUCUUGAGAGAAACUUUUCUCUCCAAAACAAAAAGUGUCCAAAAGCUUCCCUCCUUGCCAUUGCAGCCUCGGUCGCGCCGCUCAUUGCCACUACAACCACCGACGCGUCAUUCCUUCACCUUUCUAUCUUCUUCAACAUCUUUCUAUCUUCUUCUCAAGAGAAACUUUUCUCUCCAAAACAAAAAGCGUGUCCAAAAGCUUCCCUCCUUGCCAUUGCAGCCUCGGUCGCGCUGCUCAUUGCCACUACAGCCACCGACGCAUCAUUCCUUCCCACUUGCGGCUUGCACCGUUCUUUCCCACCACGGCUUGCACCGACACUGGUCAUCGUGCGUCUGGCGCCAACACCUCCAGCCAUGGUUGCAUCUCCAUCGCGCCACCUUCGUUGGGCUUAGAAGUCUCCAUCACCCCUCUGGCCAUCUGGUGGAUAACAGUAUAAUGGCGAAAACAAUUGGAGAACAAUUCGUACCUGUUUGUUACUGUACUUGGUCAUCUCCACCUCUUAGAACAAAUGACAGUUGGGAGCGGCAUUAGACUCUCUCUAUACAUAGCAACCUGUAGGUUGGCUUUGUAAUUGUAUUCAUCUCGACCAAAUUUGGAAUGCUCAAGCAGCUCUCCUUUAUCAUUAAGUUUCUCUAAUCUUCCCCUCCUAUUUGAUCCCAAAAUUCCACCAUCUUUGGGGAUGCAUAUCGGGGAAAAGAGAUUGUGAGGAAUGUUAGUAGUUACGAUAACAAUGGACCUAGUUUAAGAUGACUGCACUUUAUAUUCUUCCAUCACCCAUAUUUGAGUCAUUGCAUGGCGUUGGACGAAGCAACACACACAGAGACAUUCCCCGUUAACCUUAAACCAUAAACUUGGUAUCUUUUCCUAGUGAACUGAUCAAACAGAGGAAUCUCUGAUAAAGUCCUUUGUAUGAGAUCAAAGGAAGCAAGGAAGGGAACUUUUUUAUCAUCGCAGAAAACCAACCAAUGAAGAGCUACAUUCAAGAAUGACCCAGCUCCGAAUUCCAGGCCGAGAUGCUUAUAUGGAACAUUAAUAUUGUAUCUGCUCCUUAAAUUGGUUUUGAAUGAGAAAACUUGGAUUUCA
Molecule: messenger RNA, 1209 nt
Organism: Glycine soja
Lineage: Eukaryota; Viridiplantae; Streptophyta; Magnoliopsida; Fabales; Fabaceae
Exons: 2
Coding region: 1-657 (218 amino acids)
Source: RefSeq, a predicted model, not a curated record